GUUUUCUGGACUCAUGAACAAGUGCUUCUGUCAAUCAAGACUCGAACAAGAUGGCAGACAAAGGGAGCUGGGCUUUAGCAAUAACAGUCUGCGCAGCUGGUUUUCUGUCGGUCCGGGCUGACAGCAUCACAGAGACUCCGGCGGGUCAGCUCUUCGUCUAUGAGCUGCACAGAGAGGUCUUCCAGAGUGAAUUUGAGCCGUUUCAUAAAGUCUUCGGUCAUAUCUAUAAUGAUCCCAUGGUGUUUAAAUGCAAUAAGGAGCGGUUCCCGGACCUGCCCCGCUGGCUCCGCUUCACCCAGAGAGACCCGUAUGAGAACGGAUUCCUGUACGGGACGCCGCUGCCGCAGGACCAGGGCAGGAACAUCAUCGAGAUUUUCGUGAUCAACAAGCGGAGCUAUGACACGUUUAAAGAGCGUCUGGUGAUAAACGUGGGUCCUGCAGUGAAGCAGAUGCCGUAUCAGGCUGAGUUCUUCAUAGAGCUGAGAGAGAUUGAGAAAGUGCUGCCCGCUGCUGUCCAGGAGGAGAUCCGACUGGACAUCCAGAACCUGUGGGGAACCGGCAGACUGGACUUCAUCAACAUCAGCUCCGCUCUGGACCGAGGCGGCCGCGUUCCUCUGCCUCUGCCGGGGCACUUCGAGGGUGUGUAUGUGAAGCUGGGUUCAGACCGGCCCUUUUCCAAAUGCAUGCUGCGUCUGGAUUCGGCGGAGCAUCGGAGCGAGUGUGCAUCCGGAGGGAAGAUCAGCGGAGACUGCAGCACCUGCUCGAACCCUUCCAACUGCAUCAGCUGGUGUAGAUCUGCCCUGCUGGAUCUGUCCAAGCCUGUCCCUCCGGCUCCGGCCCCGACCGCGGGCCCCGGGGUCCUGCCCUGGGCUGGAGAGUUCAGUCCUCCAGAGUCUCCUCCGGACAGAGACUUCUUCCCCGGCUACAUCGUGACCAUCAUCGUUCCCCUGGCUCUGGUUCUGAUCUUCUGUCUCGUCCUGACCUACAUCAUGUGCUGCAGGAGAGAGGGAGUCCUGAGACGAAACGCCAAGACUCUCGAUCUGCAGCUGUAUCAUCACCACACGAUCCAGGGGAACGCCAGCGAGCUGCGACGGAUGGCCGGCGGGGAGCGGAGCACCGUGGACCGUCCUCGCCAGUGUUUACAGCCGCUCCUGAUGGCCGAGCAGGCCAUGGCCCAGAGCUGAUUAACAGCUGCUGUCUGUGCAAAUGGGUUUAAGCCUCACUAUUUGUGUCUUGCUUUUGUGUGUUCACCUAAUAAUUCACCCAGACAUGUUGUUACAAAACCAUAUGUGUCCCUGCAGCACAGAAGCAGUCAUAAGCAGCACAGCUAUAUUUGUAGCAAUAGCCAACAAUACAUUGUAUGGGUCAAAAUUAUACAUUUUUCUUUUAUGCCAAAAAUCAUUAGGAUAUUAAGUAAAGAUCAUGUUCCAUGAAGAUACUUUGUAAAUUUCCUACCGUAAAUAUAUUAAAACUUAAUGUUUGAUUAAUAUGCAUUAAGAAAUUCAUUUGGACAACUUUAAAGGAUAUUUUCAGAUUUUCAGAUGUUGCAUAAAUCUCAAUUUCACAAAAAUUGACCCUUAUGACUGGUUUUGUGUUCUAGGGUCACAUAUGCUGAUGUAUUUGCCGUGAAAAACAAAAGGAGGACUUCUGAAGAAUCUUUACACGGCUCUUUUCCGUUCAGCACACAUUGUUAAUCUCCAGAAACAAGGACAAAAACACCAUGAAGCACAAAUCAUAAAAUCAUAAGUCCAUAUGAGCCAUGCUGCUGUGCAGUGUAUUUCGAGUGAUUUGAAGUCUUUGUGUGAUGAACUAAAUUAAUUGGAAUCUGUUCUUCACACAAAGCUGUGCUUCUUGAGUCACAUGCAUCGCUUUUAGUAAGGACCAUGAAUAUCACGGUCAGUUUGCAUUGGUUUAACCCUCUGUAUUUGAUCCAAAAUACAGCAAAAGCAGUAAUAUUGUGAAAUAUUUUUACUAUUUAAAAUAACUGUUUUCUGUGUGAAUAUGUGUUAAACUGUAAUGUAUUUCUGUGAUGCGCAGCUGUAUUUUCAGCAUCAUUACUGCAGUCUUCAGUGUCACAUGAUCUUCAGAAAUCAUUAUAAUAUGCUGAUUUGCUGCUCAACAAACAUUAUUAUUAUUAUUAUUAUCAAUAUUUAAAACAAUUGAGUAAAUUUUUUUCAGGAUUCUUUGAUGACUAGAAAGAUCCAAAGAUCAACAUUUAUCUGAAAUAAAAAGCUUUUGUGACAUUAUACACGAUACCAUUCAAAAGCUUGGAGUCAGUAUGAAUUUUUAUUUUUAUUUACUUUUGGGGAAAGAAAUGAUAGAAAUGAAUACUUUUAAUGAUGAUAAAGACAUUUUAUAAUGUUGCAAAAGAUUUUUUGAAAAAAAUGCUGUUCUUCUGAACUUUCUAUUCAUCAAAGAAACCUGAAAAAUAAUAAUAAAAAACCUGAUGAUAAUAAUAAUAAUAAUAAUAAUAAUAAUAAUAAUAAUAAACGUUUCUCGAGCAGCAAAUCAGCAUAUUGGAAUGAUUUCUGAAGAUCACGUGACACUGAAGACUGCAGUAAUGAUGCUGAAAAUACAGCUGCGCAUCACAGAAAUAAAUUACAUUUUAGAAUAUAUUUAAAUAUAUAGAAAGCAGUUAUUCCGUUCAAAAUCUUUUUGAAAAAAAAAAUCAAGAACAAAUAUUAUUGAAACGAAAUAUAGUUAUUUCAUCAAAACUUUCUGUCUUUUAUCUGUUUUGAGCGCUGAGGAGUGAGGAAUACCAGAGAGUUAAAGAGUUGGAGUGUUGUUCUGAUACCAAUCCAGAAUCCUCUCUAUACUCCAGACCCUCUACAGUGUGCAGGGAACAUGAUCUUUCUUUGGAGUUUGGAUCAGUGAUGUCUGUCACUCUGAUAUAAACUGUAAGACUGUAUGUGGUGUACAAUGUGGUUUGAUGUGGAAAACAUACUAUUUUGAUUCUGUGCAUGUUGGAUAACGUGUAUCCCUUUGUCUGCAUUUAACAUUAAAUACUUCCAUUAGUCU
Onychostoma macrolepis is the source of this 3018-nucleotide messenger RNA. RefSeq names its product sarcoglycan, alpha (gene sgca). The record is from RefSeq and is a predicted model, not a curated record. The transcript is spliced from 9 exons. The coding region runs from base 51 to 1184 and encodes 377 amino acids. Gene Ontology annotation, molecular function: calcium ion binding. Gene Ontology annotation, cellular component: membrane; sarcoglycan complex. Lineage: Eukaryota; Metazoa; Chordata; Actinopteri; Cypriniformes; Cyprinidae.